Molecule: messenger RNA, 981 nt
Organism: Saccharomyces kudriavzevii IFO 1802
Lineage: Eukaryota; Fungi; Ascomycota; Saccharomycetes; Saccharomycetales; Saccharomycetaceae
Gene: TDA5
Product: Tda5p
Exons: 2
Coding region: 1-981 (326 amino acids)
Molecular function (GO): oxidoreductase activity, acting on the CH-OH group of donors, NAD or NADP as acceptor
Source: RefSeq, a predicted model, not a curated record
AUGAAUAUAGAUUACUUGUGCCACUGGGUACUUUUGCCACUACUGCGCUGUCCGCUACUGAUUUAUUUUGCAUUGAGACGUUCCCCGAGUGACUCAAUAAAAUUUUGUUUGAUAGUUUAUACAGUACUAGUAAACUCCUUUCUCGUUAUCAAUUCCUAUAUAAAACGAUCAGGACACACCACCUGGAAGAGUCUCCAUGAAUUUGAAAAUGGCAAAGUUCUUGUAACUGGGGGAAGUAAAGGACUUGGACGGGCUAUAAUAUCUCAGCUCCUACGAGAUUAUAGUGACCUGAUCAUCUUGAAUGUCGACAUAUGUCCAUCACCAUCGGAAGACCCUCGCGUGAAAGACCUGAUUUGCGAUUUAAGCGAUGAGCAUGAAGUCACAUCAUUAAUGCACAUACUGAAAAGAAAGUAUAAAAAGGAAAUCCAGUUGAUUGUGAAUAAUGCUGGGGUGAGGGCAAAAUUUACUGAUUUCAACUGCAUGGAACGGGAUAAUCUUGAUAAACUGUUCAAAAUCAAUACAUUUGCACCUGUUCGAUUCAUCCAAGAAUUGGCACCGGGCAAGCGCUCUACUAGACAAUGCUAUAUUAUCAAUAUUGCAAGCACUUUGGGUAUAUUAACGCCAGCUAAGGUGGCAGGCUAUGCGGCGAGCAAGGCGGCACUGAUAGCCUUUCACCAAUCGUAUAGUUUCGAAUUGCAAAAUGAAGGCAUGAGAAAUGUUAGGACACUGCUAGUGACUUCAGGACAAUUGAAUACAAAUAUGUUUGGGGGAUUCAACCCACCGUGCCAAUUUUUUGCUCCUGUAGUAGACAUCAACAAUUUGGCCGCCAAAAUAGUUCGCUGCUGUGAACUGGGCCAGAGGGGGCAACUGAAUGAACCCUUUUAUUGCACUUUUGCUCAUCUCUUGAUGUGCGUACCUUACUCGUUGCAGCACAUUAUAAGAAGCUUCUCUCGCAUGGAUUGUUGCCUUCCAGACGAGUAG